AUGUCGAGCAAUGACGGUGCGGCCGACACGCCGCCGCGGCGCCGUGCGGGAGCGGACGAGAGGAAGGAACACGGAAGCGGUAGCCAAGUGUAUCAUUGUGACUACGAUGCUAUGCGCGUAAAGACCCGCCCCAGUUUUGUGAGGAGGUGGAACAAUAUCGUCGUCGGUUUUCUUUGGUCGUUGCUCCACUUUUACCUCACGUACAACUUCAUGCUCCAGCUGGUGGCGGCUGAUGGCAAGUUCACAUUCGUGAAACAGCGCCUAUUCCUGCUGGCCGAGUUGGCACUCUUUUGGGGCCUGUUAUAUUCCGCAGUAUACGGGGUCAUUCUUUUCGACAGCUGUAUGCGAUUCCACGUCGAAAAUUUUGACUCCUUUCCGAAGAUGUACAGUGACCACGCCGUACAGGAGGCGUUGAUGCACAGUGAUUUCAAGAAAUACAGUUUCAUCAAGCAUCUCUACGGCGCCAUAUUCUUGGCGCCUCUUCGGUUAUUGGCCUGCGUUCUAUUCUUUGCCUUGUGUGUCGUCCUCAUAGGCAUCCCCUUAACGCUGUUCGGAGAUCGCUUCAAGGAGCCGACCAGGAAAUAUGUUGCCACCAUGUUUCGCUACGUAACGCGCAUCAGUUUAUGGGGCAUAGGUAUAUCCGAGGUCAAGUCAGUGUACGCGGAUGGCGUCACUGUGGACAAGCCUAUAAACGUGAUUAACAACCACAUUGGUGUUCUGGAUACCCUCUACAUCCUGCAGAAUGGGUCGUACUCGUUUGUAUGUAAGAAGGCGUUAGAGCAUACUUUUAUCAUCGGCGAAUUCAUUCGCCUGCUGAAAUGUAUCACUGUAGAUCGCGAAUGCGAAAAGAACCGCAGGGAGGCGUACCGAGCCAUAGCAAAUCGUAUGAAGGCCAUUGACCAGGGACACGAGAGCGUGUCCUUGGUGGUCUACCCCGAGGGUACUACCUGCAAAGGGAGCGUCUUGCUGCCCUUCAAGCAUGGCGCAUUUGGUGCCCUGGUUCCACUGCAGCCUCUGCUAAUGGUACUCGACUACACCUACCUGGACAUCGCCUACGAUGUUUUCACCUGGCCGUGGUGGACCAUUCACACCUGCUGCUCUCCAGCGAGCGUGCGCCUCAUCGCAUACUGGCUCCCAGCCAUCCAGCCUCCGACUGCAGAGGAGCUUGCGCUGAAGGGGGAGCACCAAUGCGUGCGGGAGUAUGCGUUAUACGCAAACCGUAUCAUGCGUGAGGCUGUCGUUAAGCUGAACCCCAACGCCGAUCUGGAGCACAUACAGAAGAGGGACGUUGUGGUAUCGCCUUCUCUGCGCGGCAAACUGACAGCUCGCUUGUAUGGUCCAGUAAUGCAGCAACACUACGAAAUCACUGACGCGGAGUUGAGCAAAACCGAGGAAGUGGUUUACCACUAA
Messenger RNA from Babesia ovata, 1410 nucleotides. RefSeq lists its product as uncharacterized. Lineage: Eukaryota; Apicomplexa; Aconoidasida; Piroplasmida; Babesiidae. The coding region runs from base 1 to 1410 and encodes 469 amino acids. Gene Ontology annotation, molecular function: acyltransferase activity. The record is from RefSeq and is a predicted model, not a curated record. The transcript is spliced from 4 exons.